Molecule: messenger RNA, 466 nt
Organism: Pteropus alecto (black flying fox)
Lineage: Eukaryota; Metazoa; Chordata; Mammalia; Chiroptera; Pteropodidae
Gene: SPATA33
Product: spermatogenesis associated 33
Exons: 3
Coding region: 21-431 (136 amino acids)
Cellular component (GO): nucleus; cytoplasm
Source: RefSeq, a predicted model, not a curated record
CGGCGGGGCUGGGCCCACCUAUGGGGCUUUGCAGAAGCAAACCCAGACCCGGGAAAGGUGAAGAGCAAAAGAAGGGGUGCACCUGUCCAGUCCCAAAGCCUAAGCAAAGGUCGAUGGACAGGCAUCCCCAAGAGUCUGAGAGGCCUCCAGACACUAAGCCUGCGGAGGGCUUCUCUUGGAGGAGAGGUGCAGCCCAGCAGCGGCGGCCUUCGUUCGAAGUCGAAGAGAAACCUGACGUAAAGGUAAAAUCGAGCAAGAAGGUCGUCAUCCCACAGAUCACCAUCACUACAGCCUCCAACGAGACCCUGAUCGGCGACACCAUCGGAAGCGAAGAGCAGACCACGAUCCGGGAGGUGGCCGAAUGGGGCGCCUACUCCCGACACAGGAACCCCAGUACAGCGGACGCCUAUAAUUUACAAACCAAAGAAUAAACGACCGCCCCUGAGUGGCUGUCCUCAUUCCUGUG